Messenger RNA from Chaetomium fimeti, 1885 nucleotides. Its product is annotated as elongation factor Tu GTP binding domain-containing protein. The record is from RefSeq and is a predicted model, not a curated record. Bases 90 to 1418 code for a protein of 442 amino acids. Lineage: Eukaryota; Fungi; Ascomycota; Sordariomycetes; Sordariales; Chaetomiaceae. Gene Ontology annotation, molecular function: translation elongation factor activity; GTPase activity; GTP binding. Gene Ontology annotation, cellular component: mitochondrion. Gene Ontology annotation, biological process: mitochondrial translational elongation. The transcript is spliced from 3 exons.
GCUCCGAGUCCCUUCAACAGCUCGACGACUGUUGAUUCCACAUCUCUGCUCCCUCCACUCUUUCGGUGUUUUUGCGAGCGAUUCUCAAAAUGCCUGCCCUACGGACCUUCGCCCCGCUCCUGCGGACGGCUCGUCUUUCUCUCCGUCAGACACAAAACCCUCUAGUCUCGCUGCAGCGCGAGUCGAGGACACCAGUGCUCAACUUCGCCCGCAACUACGCCGUUUACCAGCGCACCAAGCCUCACGUCAACAUCGGCACAAUUGGUCACGUCGAUCACGGAAAGACAACCCUCUCCGCCGCCAUCACCAAGAGGCAAGCCGAGAAGGGCUUGGCCAGCUACCUCGAUUAUGGUGCCAUCGACAAGGCCCCCGAGGAGCGGAAGCGUGGUAUCACCAUCUCGACCUCCCACAUCGAGUACUCGACCGAGAACAGGCACUACUCCCACGUCGACUGCCCAGGUCACGCCGAUUACAUCAAGAACAUGAUUACCGGUGCGGCUUCCAUGGAUGGUGCCAUCAUUGUCGUCGCCGCCUCGGACGGCCAGAUGCCUCAGACCCGUGAGCACUUGCUCCUAGCCCGCCAGGUCGGUGUCCAGAAGAUUGUCGUCUUCGUCAACAAGGUCGACGCCCUGGAGGACGCUGAGAUGUUGGAGCUCGUCGAGAUGGAGAUGCGUGAGCUGCUUUCCUCGUACGGCUUCGACGGCGACAACACUCCCGUCGUCCUCGGCUCUGCCCUCUGCGCCCUUGACGGCAAGCGCCCCGAAAUUGGCGAGUCCAAGAUCGACGAGCUCAUGAAGGCUGUCGACGAGUGGAUCCCGACCCCCGAGCGUGAUACCGACAAGCCCUUCCUCCUCUCCAUCGAGGACGUCUUCACCAUUGGCGGCCGUGGUACUGUCGUCUCGGGCCGUGCGGAGCGGGGUACCCUGAAGAGGGACUCGGACGUCGAGAUUAUCGGCAAGGGCACCGAGAUCAUCAAGACCAAGGUCACCGACAUCGAGACCUUCAAGAAGUCGUGCGAGGAGUCGCGCGCCGGUGACAACUCGGGUCUCCUCCUCCGUGGUGUCCGCCGUGAGGACAUCCGCCGCGGCAUGGUCGUCGCCAAGCCCGGCAGUGUCACCGCCCACAAGAAGUUCCUCCUCUCGCUCUACGCGCUCACCAAGGAGGAAGGCGGCCGUCACACCGGUUUCCACCAGAACUACCGCCCGCAGAUGUUCAUCCGCUCGGCCGACGAGGCCUGCACGCUCCACUUCCCCGAGGGCACCGAGGACGCCGACUCCAAGAUGGUCAUGCCCGGUGACAACGUCGAGAUGGUGGCCGAGAUCCACAACCCCAUCGCCAUCGAGGCCGGUAUGCGUGUCACCAUCCGCGAGGGCGGCCGCACCGUGGCCACCGGCCUGGUUACCCGUAUCGUCGAGUAAGCUGGCCAUCAGCUAGUCUACGGUUACGGCAGUAAUGUACGAUUGUGAUGCUCUCAGGGGGGUUGGGCUGCGGCAGGAUAGACAUUGGGGCGAAGGGAUGCCCUACUGGGUCUGGGCCCCUCGUCUCAAAGGGCAGUGGGCGGGCGGGCGCUGUGGAAUCGGAAAACCGCUGCUGUACAAACUUGUGAUGAUGUAUUUUUGAGGCGCCAAUUCUGGGGGCCGUUUUGACUCACCCAGGGCCCGCCGAUCUCCCCUCCCCUUCUCGAGUUGUCUUAAUCCUGUACUAUAGAGAUAUAUGAGGCAAUAAUGAAGGUUGAUGAUCUAGCGUUGGAACCACUGGACGCUUGGCCAUGGUGAACGGUGCGUAAAGGAAAACGUUUUGGAUGGCAGGAUACAUUUAGAUCUAGCGCAGACGCCCUCGAUGUGGGGCACGAUCCAGCAAUCUGGAACACAAACAUACCCCUCCA